Populus nigra (black poplar) is the source of this 1252-nucleotide messenger RNA. RefSeq lists its product as uncharacterized. The record is from RefSeq and is a predicted model, not a curated record. The transcript has 8 exons. The coding region runs from base 95 to 802 and encodes 235 amino acids. NCBI's taxonomy places the organism in Eukaryota, Viridiplantae, Streptophyta, Magnoliopsida, Malpighiales, Salicaceae.
UGUUGCAAAAUUGGAAACGGAGAUUUAUUACUACAAUUCUCUCCAAGACUGAAAGGUAAUAUUUCGUAGAAGAAAGAGAAGCGCGAAACAGACAAUGGCGGCAACCGAUCCACAAAGGCAACUCCUAACCCUAAUUCGCGACUUUGCUUCCGAGAAAUCACAAGGAGAGAGAAGAGUGGUUGGGCUAGAGAAGCGAAUAGUAGAGCUUGGAUGUCAAUUGGAUGCGGCAAAUGCAGAGAUGGAAGAGGUGAAGCGUUUCAAAGAAACCACUGAGCUAGAGCUUAAAGGCUACGAAUAUCAAUUGGCUUUCAACGACGUAUCUAUUCAGACCCUAGAGGCAAGGAUUUCUCUGAUUCAAGAUGAAAUAUCUUCGGUUGGAUCUGAAGUAGAGGGUCUUAAGGAUGAAGAAGGGGCUUCACGAGAUGAGUUUAUUCGCCAGAUGUUUGAGCUCAAUACUAAGAUAAGGAAAUUCCAAGCGGAAAAAGGACUCGAAUCUCAGAAAAAGAGCAGCAUUGGAACUACAGCAGCAGACUGCAAAGCUGAAAAGAAGGUAGUCACUGGUGUUGAUCUAAGAGCUCUUAAGGAUGUGCUUGCACAUGUAGCUUCUCAAAUAACUAAAGAGGAACAAGAAUACCUAGCAGAGGAGAAUAUUCAAAAGCAGGUCCAGGAGGAGUAUGUUGACCUUCAGAGGAAGGUUUCUCUGGUGGAUGUGAUAGUGAAAGAAACCGAACUAUUGCAGGAUUUAACAAGAUAUCCUUACAAACAUCACAUUGUGUGGAACUGGCUGUCUGGUCAUGAUUAACCAUACUCUUUCUAGGAGAGAGAUGAGUUUCCAGGCAGUUAAUUAAUGGUAAAUGAUAUUGAGAGUAAUGCCGAGACAUAUGAGCUGUCCAUUAGAACAACUGACAUAUGGAAUUUCAUCCUUCUAAAACUGCCAUUUACAAAAAUAGCUCUCAAAGAUGUUUCUAUAAGCUACUUAUGAGCAGUUUUUCCAAGAUGUUUCUAGAAGUUUUCUGAAGCUCAAAACUCAUUGAUGUUAAAUGGUGAGUUAAUUUUAUGUUUUCUACCAUCUCAACCAUGAAAAAGAGCUUUUAUUUUUUAUUUUUGACUUUUUUACCAGCAAAGGGGGGAAAAACACCUGAAACGUUUUGUAUACCAAAAGUAAAAGUGGACUGCGAUGCUUUCCAGGAACAUUUCUAGUAAAAUUUGUGAUGAAUACGCACAAAAUUUAAACAUCUUUGACUGGAAACAA